Messenger RNA from Microtus oregoni (creeping vole), 2657 nucleotides. RefSeq names its product guanylate-binding protein 6-like. The record is from RefSeq and is a predicted model, not a curated record. Gene Ontology annotation, molecular function: GTP binding; GTPase activity. The transcript has 11 exons. Gene Ontology annotation, biological process: defense response to protozoan; defense response to Gram-positive bacterium. Lineage: Eukaryota; Metazoa; Chordata; Mammalia; Rodentia; Cricetidae. Bases 107 to 1975 code for a protein of 622 amino acids.
AGCAGAAGGAAGAGAUAAGAACAAGGGGCGAGCACCAAGCAGGUGGGAACUGCGCUGGGACCUGCAGGAAAGGGAUCAGGAGAAUCUCGUAGGUUGGCAAGUUGCUAUGGCCAGUGGACCAAAAAUGAUGGCCCCCAUUUGUCUGGUGGAGAACCACAAGGAGCAGCUAUCGGUGAACCAGAAAGCCCUGGAGAUUCUGGACAAGAUCUCGCAGCCAGUGGUAGUUGUGGCUAUUGUUGGAUUGUACCGUACAGGCAAGUCCUAUCUGAUGAACCGCCUGGCAGGACAGAAUCACGGCUUCCCUUUGGGCUCCACUGUGCAGUCUGAAACCAAGGGCAUCUGGAUGUGGUGUGUGCCCCAUCCCACCAAGCCAAAGCACACUCUGGUCCUCCUGGACACCGAGGGACUGGGGGAUGUGGAGAAGGUUGACCCUACGAAUGACUCGUGGAUCUUUGCCCUGGCUGUGCUUCUGGGCAGCACCUUUGUCUACAACAGCAUGGGCACCAUCAACCACCAGGCCCUGGAGCAGCUGCAUUACGUCACAGAACUCACUGAGCUGAUCAGGGCAAAGUCUUCCCCAAGUCCUGAUGGAAUCAAGAAUUCCACAGAGUUUGUGAGUUUCUUCCCAGACUUUGUCUGGACUGUUCGGGACUUUACCCUGGAGCUGAAGUUAGAUGGAAAGAGCGUCACGGAGGAUGAGUACCUGGAGAAUGCACUGAAGCUGAUCCCAGGUGACAAUCCCAGAAUCCAAGCAUCCAAUUUGCCCAGGGAGUGCAUCAGACAUUUCUUCCCUAAACGGAAGUGUUUUGUCUUUGACCGGCCAACAAAUGACAAGGAACUCUUACGCAAAAUUGAGACUAUCUCAGAAGACCAACUGGAUCCUAAGUUCCAGGAACAAACAAGGGCUUUUGUUUCCUACAUCUUCACUGAGGCAAAGAUAAAGACACUCAGAGAGGGAAUUAAGGUCACUGGGAAUCGACUGGGGACUCUGGUGACGACGUACGUGGAUGCCAUCAACAGUGGAGCUGUGCCCUGUCUGGAUGAUGCGGUGACAACUCUGGCCCAGCGUGAGAACUCAGCAGCUGUGCAGAAGGCAGCUGAGCACUACAGUGAGCAGAUGGGCCAGCGACUGAGGCUCCCCACAGACACGCUCCAGGAGCUGCUGGAUGUGCACACAGCCUGUGAGAAGGAAGCCAUUGCUGUCUUCAUGGAGCACUCCUUCAAGGACGAAAACCAGCAAUUCCAGAAGAAGAUGCUGGAAUUAAUAGUGAUCAAGAGGGCAGAUUUCCUGCUGAAGAAUGAAGAGGCAUCAGAGAAAUACUGCCAGGAAGAACUGAAUUGUCUUGUGAAAGCACUAACAGAGAGUAUUUCAGCGGGGACAUUCUCCAUUGCUGGAGGACACAGGCUCUACAUGGAAAUGAGGGAGAAGAUUGAGCAAGAUUAUUGGCAGGUGCCCAGGAAAGGGGUGAAGGCAAGUGAAGUCUUCCAGAGAUUUCUGAAGUCACAGGCCACCAUCGAGAGUUCCAUCGUGCAGGCAGAUACAGCCCUCACUGCUGGGGAGAAGGCCAUUGCAGAGGAGCAGGCCCAGAGGGAGGCAGCAGAAAAGGAACAAGACCUGCUUAGACAGAAGCAGAAGGAGCAGCAGCAACUGAUGGAGGCUCAAGAAAGAAGUCACAAGGAAAACCUCGAACAACUGAGAACGAAGCUGGUGCAGGAGAGAGAGCAGCUCAUCAAAGACCAGAAGAAGAUGCUGGAGAAGCAGCUGCAGGCCCAAAAGGCAUUGCUUGCGGAAGGAUAUAAGAAGAAAUCUGAGGAAAUGAAUGCAGAAAUAAAUAAUUUGAAAAGUAAGAUUGAGACUAUAAAGAAAGAGAACACCUCGUUUUUGGAGCAAACCCUGAAUGCCUUUGCUACAGUUCUCUGUGCUCCUAUUGUUCUGGCUGUAGAGGUUGUAAAAGGCAUUGCUGCACUCUUUUGAGACUCGAUCCUCUGAGAACACGAGACAGUGAAUAUGUGCUUUGUCCCAUUUUUAAGGCACACGUUCAUUUUCAUUAAGCAAAGUUUUAAACAUGGAAGUGUUACUCAGUUUAGAACAGUUUAGCCUGGCCUAUGUUUGCUCAAACAAAUUCAUGUAUGUUUUGCUAGAUGAUGUUUGCAACAUCAUAUGGUGGGGAUUCUCUGAGUUAUUGCUUGCCAUGGUGACAAAUUUAAAAAGACUUAAAUGUCAUUGAUUGAUAUUGGCAAUACAAGCUUUCAUAUGUGCCCACAGUUGAAUACUUCUUAGUCAGGAAACACGAUCUCAGUGGGGCCUCUUUUGUUCUAAUAGUAAGUUGAGCACAGAGAUACUUUAUCAAAUAGGUAUGUCAAAACACCAUGCCAAUCUUCCAUGCCAACACACAAGUGUAUAAACACAAUGGGUUCUGAAAGAUAGUCAUCAGUGACAGGGAGGAAGGCAUAGUGACCGCCAAGGAUGAUGACUGCGAAGCAGGAUGUACACAAGCAGAGACAUUUCAAAGAGGAAUGAGGAGAAGUAUUUGGGAUGAGAUAAAGCAAAGCAGACCUCAAGUUUCAGGAAUCUUUCUGUAAUAAAUACUCAGACACCAGUGAGAGUGGAAGAGAGAUGGUACCCACGGUCCAAUGCCCAGAUGGCUCCCAGGAGG